This is a messenger RNA of Bombyx mandarina (wild silkworm), 1285 nucleotides long. RefSeq names its product ubiquitin-conjugating enzyme E2 R2. NCBI's taxonomy places the organism in Eukaryota, Metazoa, Arthropoda, Insecta, Lepidoptera, Bombycidae. The record is from RefSeq and is a predicted model, not a curated record.
AAAUAAAAUAACAGCUGUUCUACAAUAUUCGUUCGGGCAACUCAGUCAGCAGCUGUAGCACGCACGUAGCUGAUUUUCUUCGGAUUACGUUUCGUUGAACGGUGCUUCGCUUUCUCAUUGUUGUUUAACUGAUCGUGUGCUUUGGGUCUGUUGUUUCGUCUACUUUUCAACGUAAAUUAUUAACAAAGAUUUAAGGGUUGACGUUUGAAGUGUGUGACACGUACUUGUGGAUGCUGCAGUAUCGAUGCUAUGUUUACCAAAAUUUCUAGUUCGUUGUUAUUGUGACGAGUUGAAAUGCCUGGUGGAUACGUGGACAGCGCAAAGAGUUCCAAAGUGAUAUGUUUAUAUAAUUUUGUUUAGAUAGGUAGUGAAGGUUGAAUAAAUACAUAACUGACAAUGUCUAACACUGUUCCAACGAGUUCAGCCCUCAGGGCUUUAGCGUUGGAGUACAAGAGUCUGCAAGAAGAACCUGUAGAAGGUUUCCGUGUUAAAUUGCUAGGAGAGGACAAUCUAUUUGAGUGGGAAGUGGCAAUCUUCGGACCGCCGGAUACACUUUAUCAAGGUGGAUACUUCAAGGCACACAUGAAAUUCCCCCCUGACUACCCGUAUUCACCACCAUCCAUUAGGUUUUUAACUAAAGUCUGGCAUCCAAAUGUAUAUGAAAACGGAGACCUUUGCAUAUCGAUUCUCCACCCGCCCGUGGAUGAUCCUCAAUCUGGCGAACUGCCCUGCGAACGUUGGAACCCUACGCAAUCGGUUCGCACCGUACUCCUCUCUGUAAUCUCACUCCUCAACGAGCCGAACACCUUCAGUCCGGCGAACGUCGAUGCAAGCGUGAUGUACCGCCGCUGGCGUGACUCGAAGGGCAAGGACAAGGAGUACGAGAACAUUAUUAGGAAACAAGCGCAAGUCGCCCGUAUGGAGGCUGAAAAAGAAGGCAUAGUAGUACCGCUGACACUAGAAGAUUACUGCAUUAAAACACAGGUCAAGUCAACGACGCACGAACCUCAGCUGGACAUGACUGAUUUUUACGACGACGAUUACGACGACCUGGACACGGAUUCGGAUGAGGAGCUCGAGGGAGGUGACGGUGACGGCGACGACAGCGGCAACGGGGAGUCGUGAGGCCGCGCCCCCGCGCCCCUCUGCCGCCACGUCCCGACCAAACGUGUACGGACCUCUAUACAUUAUGUAGCACAUCACUAAUAAACGUGUUGUCCUAUAUCAAUAUUAGAAGAAAAAAAAAACAUGAAAUCACAGAUAAUAUAGAAAUAAAAAAAAAAAA